AUGGCUCGGUGCCAAACUUUCCUGCUUCUCAACAGCGGUUACAAAAUACCUCAACUGGGCUUUGGCACGCUCAUGACAAAACCGCACGAAGUGGAAAAACCUCUGCUUUGGGCUAUUGCGGAAGGCUAUCGUCACAUUGAUUGCGCACGCGCCUACCAAAACGAAGUCGAAGUUGGCAGGGCAUUGUGGAACAGUGACCACCGUCGGAAGGAUGUGCGUCCAGCAUGUGAGUUGAGUUUGCGGAAAUUUGGACUCAAUUACUUGGAUCUGUAUCUCAUUCACUUGCCCGUCUCGUACAAGUUGAAGGAGGGUAAACAGUUCUCAACAACUGACUUAAGUGUGUUUGACUUUGAGGACAUACCUGUGGAGGAAACGUGGAAGGGCAUGGAAGAGCUAGUUGAGGCCGGCCUUGCCAGGUCCAUCGGCGUUUCCAACUUUAACAAGGAUCAAAUUGAUCGCAUUCUGGCCAGCUGCAAAAUACCUCCAGCGGUGAACCAGAUUGAAGUCUCCGUGAAUUGGCUAAAUCAAAAGUUGAUUGACCACUGUCACUCCAAGGGCAUUCAGAUCACGGGCUACGCGCCAUUCGGUUCCCCAGGCGUAAUGAAGUAA
Dibothriocephalus latus is the source of this 609-nucleotide messenger RNA. The record is from the annotation of a GenBank genome assembly. Lineage: Eukaryota; Metazoa; Platyhelminthes; Cestoda; Diphyllobothriidea; Diphyllobothriidae.